AUGGAUAAUAGCGGUUAUAACGAAUCGUCAUCUGUUAGCUAUUUGAAUUGCAAUGAAGGAAUUCAAUUCGAUGGUCGAUCAUAUGCACUUUUUGAUCCGAACUUUAAAAUUUAUGAAGCAUUCAGUAUAAAUUUCCAAUUGAGAACAUUUGCUCAUGAUGGUCUCAUUCUAUGGAUUGAUGAUCCUCUGCCGGAAUCGAGUUUCACAAUUGAAAUUCAAAAUCGACAACUUAUAGCUCGAGCCGUUGUCGAUGGUCAACCCUUUAGUGUUCGUACGGAUUUCACAAAAAAUCGUUUAUGCGAUGGCGUAUGGCAUUGUGUUCAAGUACGUCUCGAAGGCAGUUUACUUUCGAUGAAAGUCGAUAUGCGACAAUACUGUAAGACCGAACCACGUGCUCAUUCAAUCGAUAUGCGCGGUCCACUGUUCAUUGCUGGUUAUUCAGAAAAAUAUUCACCAACAUAUUUAUCGGUUCGAUCAAAUGACUUUUUUCAAGGGCAUUUACGAAACUUAAAAAUUAACGAAAAACAAAUCGAAUGGCUUGCACCACGUCUUACGGCUGCUGCACGUCAAUUUUAUCAUAUAAGCUCGCAGAUCAUAUCAACAAACGCUGAGCAAUCGUUUUUAAAUGCACCAGCUUUCAAUAAAUCUUUUAUUGAAACAGCAUGA
This is a messenger RNA of Rotaria socialis, 666 nucleotides long. NCBI's taxonomy places the organism in Eukaryota, Metazoa, Rotifera, Eurotatoria, Philodinida, Philodinidae. The record is from the annotation of a GenBank genome assembly.